AUGAGGAAAGAAGAACCAUGGAUACACCAGCCGUCAGAUUUAAUCUCCAAUUUCACAACUUCACCAUUCUUUAAGGUAACUUCUAUACCAGACGUAUGCUAUGUUUUAUCACCAGGGGUAGCUGUUGCCUGGAAAGCUGCAAAUGUGAAAAUUGGAACUACAGUGAUCGUAUUUGGACUAGGUGCAAUUAGGAAAGCUAUGAAGAUUAUACAACGAGUAGCAGAAGACCACACAAACAAUUCAUCCUCCUUCUUUCCCUUUCUCAAUCUUCGAGUUUUCCCUAAUAUUGUUAUCAGGUGAAAAUUAUACAACGACUCAACCAAUAGCAGAAGAGAACACAAACAGUGAUUUGUAAAUCAUUUCAUGUAACUAAAUUAUCUUAUUUUAAGCUUCAGAAUUCUCUUUUUAUGGGCA
Molecule: messenger RNA, 414 nt
Organism: Lactuca virosa
Lineage: Eukaryota; Viridiplantae; Streptophyta; Magnoliopsida; Asterales; Asteraceae
Source: the annotation of a GenBank genome assembly